GCGCGUGCGCGGAGCGGGGAGUGGAGUUCAAAGGAGGGAACAUGGCGGAAAACAAAGGAGGCGGCGGCGGCGGGGAGGGGGCUGCUGAGACCACACCGGGCGCCGGUAGUGGCCUAGAGCCUGCGGCGGCAUCCCCCGUCGCCGCCGCGCCGCCAGAGGAGCGGGAGAGCCCGGGCGCAGCGCCGGUAGCGGUGGAGCGCAGUCUCGGGGAGGCUGAGGCCGAGGCAGCGGCGGGGCCCGGUGUCGUUCCAGGGCCGGGCCCCAGCCCGGUUCCCCCGCUGACACCGGCGGCUCCGGGGCCUUUUUCGCUGCUGGACACCUGCGCUGUUUGCGCGCAGAGCCUACAGAGCCGGCGCGAAGCCGAGCCCAAGCUGCUUCCCUGUCUCCACUCCUUCUGCCGCCGCUGCCUGCCCGAGCCCGAGCGGCAGCUCAGCGUGCCCGUGCCCGGCGGCGCCAACGGCGACAUCCAGCAAGUUGGUGUAAUCAGGUGUCCCAUCUGCCGCCAGGAAUGCAGGCAGAUAGAUCUGGUGGAUAACUACUUUGUGAAAGACACCUCCGAAACGCCGAGCAGCUCCGAUGAGAAGUCAGAACAGGUGUGUACCAGUUGUGAAGAUAACGCCAGUGCCGUUGGAUUUUGUGUGGAGUGUGGGGAAUGGUUGUGCAAGACUUGCAUAGAAGCUCACCAGCGAGUGAAAUUUACUAAAGACCAUAUGAUCAGAAAAAAAGAGGAUGUGUCUUCAGAGGCCGUGGGAGCAUCUGGUCAACGUCCUGUUUUCUGUCCUGUCCACAAACAAGAGCAGUUAAAACUUUUCUGUGAAACAUGUGACAGGCUGACAUGCAGAGACUGUCAGUUGCUGGAACACAAAGAACACAGGUAUCAGUUUCUGGAAGAAGCUUUUCAGAACCAGAAGGGUGCCAUUGAGAACCUAUUGGCCAAGCUUCUUGAGAAGAAGAAUUAUGUAAAUUUUGCAGCUGCUCAAGUUCAGAAUAGGAUAAAAGAAGUAAAUGAAACUAACAAGCGAGUAGAACAGGAAAUCAAAGUGGCUAUAUUCACCCUCAUCAAUGAAAUCAAUAAGAAAGGAAAAUCUCUCUUGCAGCACCUUGAGAAUGUGACAAAGGAGAGACAGAUGAAGUUAAUACAACAGCAGAAUGACAUCACUGGUCUUUCACGUCAAGUGAAGCAUGUAAUGAACUUUACUAAUUGGGCUAUUGCAAGUGGCAGCAGUACUGCUUUGCUCUACAGUAAACGGCUGAUAACAUUCCAGUUGCGGCACAUUCUGAAGGCGCGUUGUGAUCCUGUCCCGGCUGCCAACGGAGCCAUUCGCUUCCAUUGUGACCCUACCUUCUGGGCAAAGAACGUUGUCAACUUAGGUAACCUUGUCAUUGAAAAUAAGCCAACUCCUAGUUACACUCCUAAUGUCGUGGUUGGACAAGCUCCUCCUGGGACAAACCAUGUCAGCAAAGCUCCAGGACAGAUCAAUCUGGCCCAGCUUCGACUUCAGCACAUGCAGCAGCAAGUGUAUGCACAAAAGCAUCAGCAACUGCAGCAGAUGAGGAUGGCACAGCCAACUGGGUCAGUUCCCAGGCAGACAAGUCCUCAAGUCAUACAGCAGCAGCCUCCCAGGUUGAUCAGCAUGCAGACCAUGCAGAGGGGUAACAUGAACUGUGGGGCUUUCCAAGCACAUCAGAUGAGAAUGGCUCAGAAUGCUGCUCGUAUACCAGGAAUCCCACGCCACAAUGGACCACAGUACUCCAUGAUGCAGCCUCACCUUCAAAGACAACAUUCUAACCCUGGGCAUGCAGGGCCUUUUCCAGUCGUUUCUGUGCACAACACCACUAUUAAUCCAACUAGUCCUACAACAGCAACAAUGGCGAGUGCAAACCGCGGUCCCACGAGCCCGUCCAUCACUGCGAUCGAGCUCAUCCCCUCUGUCACAAAUCCAGAGAACUUGCCUUCCCUGCCAGACAUCCCUCCCAUCCAGCUUGAAGAUGCUGGUUCAAGUAAUCUGGAUAACCUGCUAAGCAGAUACAUUACAGGCAGCCACCUACCCCCUCAGCCCACAAGUACCAUGAAUCCCUCCCCAGGACCUUCAGCUCUCUCUCCAGGGUCAUCAGGAUGCCAUUUGCCUUCUUGGCCACAAGGACACAUUGCUGGCUCAUGGUCAUCCUGUUGCCCACCAGGAAGUUUAUCCAACUCCCACACUCCUGUGAGGCCGCCUAGUACCUCCAGCACAGGUAGCAGAGGAAGUUGUGGCUCCUCUGGCAGAACCGCUGAGAAAACUAGUGUGAACUUCAAAUCUGACCAAGUGAGAGUCAAGCAAGAACCAGGGACAGAGGAAGAGAUAUGCAGUUUCUCAGGAACAGUGAAGCAGGAGAAAACAGAGGACGGCAGGAGGAGUGCUUGCAUGCUUAGCAGUCCUGAGAGCAGCUUGACACCACCACUGUCCACUAACUUGCAUCUGGAAAGUGAGUUAGAAGCAUUAGGAAGUCUUGAAAAUCAUGUGAAAACCGAACCAGCAGAUUUAAGUGAAAGCUGCAAACAGUCUGGACACAGCCUUGUGAAUGGCAAAUCCCCGGUGCGGAGCCUGAUGCACCGAUCAGCUAGAAUCGGAGGAGAGGGCACUAACAAGGAUGAUGACCCCAACGAGGACUGGUGUGCUGUCUGCCAAAAUGGAGGGGACCUCUUGUGCUGUGAGAAGUGCCCAAAGGUGUUUCACCUGACUUGUCACGUACCAACACUCCUCAGCUUCCCAAGUGGAGAGUGGAUAUGUACAUUCUGCAGAGAUUUGAGCAAACCCGAAGUAGAAUAUGAUUGUGACAAUUCCCAGCACAGCAAGAAGGGGAAAACAGCACAAGGCCUGAGUCCUGUGGACCAAAGGAAAUGUGAACGUCUCCUGCUUUACCUGUAUUGUCACGAGCUGAGCAUUGAAUUUCAAGAGCCAGUCCCAGCCUCGAUACCAAACUACUAUAAAAUAAUAAAGAAACCAAUGGAUUUAUCCACGGUGAAAAAGAAACUGCAGAAGAAACAUUCCCAACACUACCAAACCCCAGAGGAUUUUGUGGCGGACGUCCGGUUGAUCUUCAAGAACUGUGACAGGUUUAAUGAAAUGAUGAAAGUUGUUCAAGUUUAUGCAGAAACACAAGAGAUUAAUUUGAAGGCUGAUUCAGAAGUAGCACAGGCAGGGAAGGCAGUUGCAUUAUACUUUGAAGAUAAACUUACAGAGAUCUACCCAGACAGGACCUUCCAGCCUUUGCCUGAAUUUGAGCAGGAAGAGGAUGAUGGUGAAAUAACUGAGGACUCCGAUGAAGAUUUUAUACAACCACGUAGAAAACGCCUAAAAUCAGAUGAGAGACCAGUGCACAUAAAGUAAUCUAAUGCCAUGGACCUAAAGUUUAUUGUAAAAACUCUUAUUUAAGUGUUCUGGAAUAUUAUCAUGCCUACAGUGGCCAACCUGAAGAAGCUGAUAGCUUUUUAACAGUAUUAGAUUACAAAAACAAACACUUGUACAGAAAAGCAUUCUCGUCAAAAGGGGAAAGAUGUAAAGUUUUGGUGGGUUUUGGUUUUUUAUUCUCCUCUAUGAUUUGUUCUGUUCUGUUCUUUUCCUGCUGGAGGGGACACAGUCAUCCUGCUCUUGCAGAUAGAGGAUAAACACUGAAGAGAAGCAGGUCUGAUACGUUCCAUGUACAGUUAGGACCGCUUUAGUGGAGCGGAUGGGUUCCAGUCUCUCACCUUCCAACUGGCCUGAAGUGUUCCUGGAGUCCCCUCCUGGUGUGAGCUUAGUGCGUGUUGGUCACGGCUGCCAUCAUCUCAUUUAAGUGGUGUUGUGAAUAACUCUGUGGAUCCAAUUCUCUACAUUUUCUUUCUUUACUACAUUUUACCUGUAGCAGAAGUUUAACACAAAACCCAAACAACAAGCAAACAAAACACAAUCUCAUUGAAGUGUUCUGAAUUGGCAAGUGCAGGAGUGUGACUUCUUGACAGAUGAAAAACUCAGCUGGUGGCAGCAGCCUCUUUUCUGCAGGGCUUGGGUCUGUUUAGUCCUGUGCACAGAACAUUUUGAUGGCCUUCAUGGCAGAAGUCUCAGCGUUGUCUCAUCUGUCCCUGAUCCCCCUAAUGAAGCAGAAUGUUAUCUCCAGUAUUCAUUGCCUAAUUUUCUGUACUUUAAAAAUAUAGACUGAAGAGGUAACAACUGGUUGGGGUGUUUUUCCAGUCUUCCUGAAUAUCAGUUUCUAACAGACCACUCGGCAAACAAUAACCUAUUAACUACCAAAUGUGUAAAAUUUCCUGUAUUCACUUUGUCUUAUUUGUAAAUAGUGAAUUGAGAUUCUUGCAGCUCAGCAACAUUUGCUGGGCUGUUUUUAAGCUAAUAUGUAUUCUUAUUAAUUGUUCCUAUCAAGAAAAGGUUUGUAAUAUAUGCUAUUUCUAACAUUGCAUUCAUUUGGAGGUUCUCUCUUAUUUUUAUUAGAGUACUACUCAGAACUUUCUUCAGAAGCAGCUUAUGAGCAAAAUAUCUUGAAAGAUUGGGAUAAUUCCCUUGGGAUUGGCUUACUAUGUUCAGCAGUUGAACAAAGUACUUGCACAGACCAGGAUUUGGCUUGGAGUGGUUUCUGGUCAAAUACUGAAAACAGAACAAUUUUCCCCCCUUUCCCUAACCCCUGUGGCAAGCACCUCUGCAGUGCCUCCCGUUGCACACUGCCUUCAUCCCAGCAGUUCUGGUUAGAAGUGAGGUCAUCGCAAAGUCCUUGUAGUUUGAACAGUUGUUUCCUUUACUGGCAGGAAGCAAGGCUAGAAAUAAUCAGAGUAAUUUCUGGCUUUCGUGUAGCUCUGGUUUAAAGUGAGAUGAUACAUUCAGAGGAGAUGAAUUUGACAGGCUACAAAUUUGCCACCAGGUUUUGUGUGAAUGCAGCAAUUCCAUAGCAAAUCGCUAGGGUUUGCUCUACCCAGCAGGAGCAAUUCCUGUGGCAUUGUUAUACACUUUACCAUAAUGGUAAAGAGAAGUAUUUUAGCAGAGUGUUAGCAAACUGAGGGAUGCUCUCAGCAGUUUUUAUGCAAAUCACUUAAGAUUUGAUUCCUUUUUCUGAGAACAAAGUCUGUGUACGUUGUGACUUUGCCUCUCUUACGGCGAAGGAAGGGGCUGAAGGUGUUUGUAACUUCAAGCUCAUUUCUUUAGAUUACACUUAAAACCCAAACUGGACACUCUUUGUCAGAUCUCAAGAGAGUGCCAGUUUCAAUUUUGUUUUUUUUUUUUUUAACCAGUUUGUAUGUGAAAGAGGAACUAAUUCUGCUUAAACAUACCACACUGACACACAGCAGAAGCUCUGGCAUAGGAAGGGUGCCGUAUGUGAGUAGGACACGGAUAGCAACGAGGGAUCAUAUAAUGGCUCUGUGGAUUGCCUAUUUAUGCAUUUCUAGUUUCUCAGCUUCAUUUUGCAAAGGAAUAUAAUUAAAAUUAUCAUGAAAAGAUUUUUUUCUGUGAAUUCUCUUCACUUGUGGUUCCAAUGUUUGUGGUGUUUAAGCACUGUAGGCUCUGUACCUUUAGACUUCAACUUUUUACCUGUUUGCUGUCAGGCACCGCUCAUGUCCAGGUACUGCAGAUGCCCACUGCCUCAGCUGGAGCAAAGGGAUGAGGUAGUGGCUUCCCAGGCUGGGUCAGAGUUGAGGAAGGACCACAUUGCAGAGCUGCAGUCCAGAGGCUGCACCUGCUCCCUGGCUCUGGCCAGGAUACCUUCUGCUCUCCACCCAGACUGCAGAGCAGGCGUCAGAAUGUUAGGGGAAGCCUCUGUGGUUGAGUCACUCCCACUGACAGGCAGAAAAACCGUCAAGCUCUGUAGGCUACUGCCAGCCUGUGUCCACCAGCUCAUCUGCAAGCCACGAGUGGUGCUGAGCUUGGGUCUUGAUGAAAGUUCAAGCUCUACUCUCACACAUAACCUCUGAACUUCUAGAACUGAUGCUUCCAUUUAGCUCAGCAGGGCUCAACAGUAUUGUGGAAUUUUGACCUGGGUUCUUGGAACCUGAUGUGUGUCUGUGUUGUAUAAAAGCAGCAAAGCAUCUCAAUUUUUCCUCCUUCAUUUUGGAGCUCUCAGUACAAUCAUUCAGUGAUAGUUUGGAAAUGAGAUAAAUUCUGUUAAAAAGUAAUUGAAAGAGAAGCUCUGCCAGUACACCUCCUGAUCCUCUGUCUUGUAUCUGUCAGUGUUCAUCAUAGGACCGGUAAGGGUUUGCUCAGUUAGCACAAGCUGUGUGAAACUGGUUCCAGAGCAGCUUUGUGGGGUUUGUGUGGAUGGUUGCUGAGCUGCUCUGAGUGGCUUCUCUGUGCCUGGUGAUGUGAGUGUUUGAGAACUGGAGCAGAGCUUGCAUCAGCAGAACUUCUGCAGACAGAAGUUGUGGCAGGCAGGCUCUGCAUGCCAGCUCCUUUGCACCAUUGCAGCGUUCCCACGCGACAGCAAGAAGGUAGCCUGGCACUUGGUGGAACUUCGUGCUCUGGUUUAAGACACUUAAAAAAAGCCACCCUUUGUGUCUCCGUUUUUGUUGUAAAUGGCCCUGAAGUUUAAGUUAAUCCAAAGAAGUAAAAGGCAACUUGCUUUUGAAAUAGGAAUGAAAAGUUCACAGGAUGCUACCUGUGGACUUCUCGAUUACCUCAGCAGGUAUCCUGCCAUGUACUGACUAGUGGGUAGUGAUUAGUGCUAGUUCAACCAGCCAGAUUCAGGUCUUUCAUUUGACUGUGCCCUGCCUAUGGCAUGAUGAGGCAGAAUUGCCAUCAGGGCUAGACCAAGAGAGGAUGUUCCCCAAACUUCUCAAAAUAGGAAUGCUCUGUUAAGCGUCCAGAGAGGUUCUUUGUGUGCAGUGCCACUGCUGCUUGUGACAGUGCAGUGCUGUUGGCACAUGAGGCACUGGAAUGCUUCAUAAGCAUUUCUGCAAGCCACUGGAACAACUCCUCAAAACUAGCCCAAUUUUAUCAUUCUCCAUAACCUCCUUUAUUGGCUGACUUCUAAAAGUGUAGGCAGUGGCAGUGUUGAAGCAAUGUGUGUGAUGUGCUGGGAGCUGGCUUUUCCUUCUCUUUCUUUACCCCUUUCCUUAGCAAUAAAACUGCUUUGCCUGGUGCCUGUUGGCACGACAGGAGUCCUUUGCUCUGGGCAGUGAUUUUAUAGGAGAGCUUGUAUGCAUAUUGCCAAGUCCUGCUUUUGGAAGCAGAGUGUGCAGGAGUUCUUGACAGCACAGCCUGGUGUUUGAGUUCAGAAAUGGGAGAAAGUUGCAUAUUUCUUUUACCAGUUCGGGUGUGAGUGAGAAACAGAGACCCAUGUUUUAAAAGAGCUUGAGUGGGCCACAGUUUACACAUUUCAGAGGGGGGCAUUCGUGUUGUAGCUUUGGGUGUGGUGUGUGUACAGCAACUCUUUCCACCUAGCUCCUGGGUUUGCUCCUGGGGAUCCUCCUUUGUGUGCUUUCCAAGGUGUCUGGAUUGGCUUUCAGGAGUUGCAGUGGAUUUGGAUGUCUUUUUUAUGACGAGUGAACUGUUCAGUCUGAAAGGCAGUUUGGGCCUUUUCUGUUGAGUGAUCUUACAGCUCAAAGCUGCUCUCUCCAGGAUUUAUUGACUUUCUACAAGGAGGGGGCACUAAAACAUUUUCUAAGCUCACCGCGGGGUGAGCUGUGCUGAGAAGUGCAUGUCCGCUGGUGGCCUGCGAGCGGGGGGGGGUAUGUCUUUAGGUGCAGAACACCACAAACCAUGUAUAUAAAUAAGCCUUUAAAGAUUUGUGCAGUCAAAAGCCUGUUUUACAUGUAAACGUGCUCCUGGAAGGGUUAAAUCCAUGGCAUUCUUCGAUGAUUUCUUGCUUCCAGCCGUUGAACUGGUUCUUUUUUGCACAUAGGAAACCGCUCACCUUUUAAUAUGGUUCUUCAACAAAAGUGCUGUUUCUGUGGUAUUGUAUUCUCUGAAUAAUCAUAUUUAACCUUUUUUUUUUCCUUCUUUUUUUUUAAAGGAAAACAAACCCAAGGUUACAGUUUCUAAUUGUUCUGUUCCUGUGUUUUUUGCUGGUGUGUAAUAAAAAGAGAAGUUUUUCUUUCCAUGGUUAUUUAAUACAUUUAGCUGCCUGUAAAUAUUUCUCGUUAAAAUGCUCUGGAAUGUGCUGUAGAAGUUGUAUUAGAGCAGUUGAAAGCAUUGUUUGACAACCAUUUUGUUUUGGGUUAUUUCUAUUAAAUUAGAAAAAAAAAAAUUACUCUUUCAA
Pogoniulus pusillus (Red-fronted tinkerbird) is the source of this 8217-nucleotide messenger RNA. RefSeq names its product tripartite motif containing 33 (gene TRIM33). Bases 42 to 3371 code for a protein of 1109 amino acids. Gene Ontology annotation, molecular function: zinc ion binding; protein binding. The transcript is spliced from 21 exons. Gene Ontology annotation, cellular component: chromatin. The record is from RefSeq and is a predicted model, not a curated record. Lineage: Eukaryota; Metazoa; Chordata; Aves; Piciformes; Lybiidae.